AUGUCUUCGGUAGUAUACGCAGAAGCUGCUGGGGUUACGGAUCCAGAUAUGGUAUGUGCAUUCACAAUCGGGGUCCUUCACUUGAGCGCUACUCGUGUGUUGAAGGGGGAUAUUCUGUACGGCGACAGCGCAGCUCUAGUGGGGAGUACGUGGUCUCCUUUCAACGGACGUUACAGGACAUGGGAGCGUUUUGUGAAGUAUAGCCGUUUGCUGCAGCGCAGUAGCUCAAGCAAAGCAGCAAAGAUCUUGGACAAUGCCAGUUCCUGUCGUGUGUUUACAUGCGAACACUUUACCCUCGAAGUACCGCCGGAUAUUCUGUGGAGUCAUUGUAUUAAUCCGGAACAUAGAUCUCACCUGGGUCUGAGUUCGGAAGUGACAAAGUCUUAUCGUGUUCCUCCUAGAGGUUGCGUAUUGAGGGCCCCGGGAGUAUCUCCUCCAAUCCUCUGUCGACAAUGCACUUCAGGUUUCAAAUCAGCCAUCGAGGAAUAUGAGGACGAUGAGGUCUACGCUAUCUCUGGCUUACCAGCGGCUGUCGUGAACUGUGAGUCUUUGGGCAUUGCAUCAGGAAUCCGCCGUGCCGCUGUUUGGGCUACGAAGAAGGUUUGCUGUGACGACUGUGCUUGCAAAGUCACAUGCUGGGCCGACCAAGCAGCUUAUCUCGUCCUCGUUAGCUUGAUGAAGAGUGAGCCCGAUACAGAUGCUGUUAUUUGGUAA
Hymenoscyphus albidus is the source of this 714-nucleotide messenger RNA. Lineage: Eukaryota; Fungi; Ascomycota; Leotiomycetes; Helotiales; Helotiaceae. The record is from the annotation of a GenBank genome assembly.